UCUCCAACUCUUGACAACUUUAUGGGUGUGUGGAGCAUCCGGCCAUCCCUGAAUUGUUCGCCUUUAACACUGAAACUGUCCCUGAAAUCAGAGCAGCAUAUUAUCGGCAGUAAUCCAACGCCGGUGAGGUCCGCCUCAGGUGUGGUCAAACCGGUCUGACGUCUCCGCGUUAGGAAGGGGAAGAGAAGGACCGUGUUGUACAACUUUUAAAACUCCUUUCUUUUUGUCGUUGCCCUGCAACGCAGCUUUUUUUUUUUAGCAUUUUGUUUUCCCGUCACAACACUGAGUAUGAAUAUGUUCAGAAGACAUAAAGGCUCAACAGCCCCAACUCCAGUGGUCCCACCCAGACCUAGCGAGGAGGAUCUAGACAACCCCACAGAGCACAGCCUGAACACACAGGACUCAGAAACGACCGCCAACGCUGAGGUCACAAGAGAGCUUGACCCAAAGACCAAGCAUAGGAGAGGGGUGAAGGGAGUCAUGCAGAAGGUCAACCCCUUCAAGUCUGCCUCCCAGGCUCCCUCCACAGUCAGCAAAGCUCCUUCAUCAGAGUCACUUGAACAGGAAACAGACUCCACACAGAACCCUGGUGUGUUCAGAGGGGUCAUGCAUAAGGUCAACCUGUUCAAGUCUUCCUCCCAGGCUCCCUCCACAGUCAGCAAAGCUGCUUCCUCAGAGUCACUUGAACAGGAAACAGACUCCACACAGAACCCUGGUGUAUUCAGAGGAGUCAUGCAUAAGGUCAACCCAUUCAAGUCUUCCUCCCAGGCUCCCUCCACAGUCAGCAAAGCUGCUUCCUCAGAGUCACUCGAACAGGAAACAGACUCCACACAGAACCCGGGUGUGUUUAAAGGGGUCAUGCAGAAGGUCAACCCGUUCAAGUCUACCUCCCAGGUCUCCAAAGCAUCAUCUUCAGAGUCACUGGAACAGGGAAAAGUCUCAGACUCUAAUCAGAACCCCGGUAUGUUUAAAGGAGUGAUGCACAAAGUCAACCCGUUCAAAUCCUCACAGCCGAAGGAUACCCAGCCUCUACACGGUGACCUCUCCUCCAGCAGCGGAAGCUUAUCCGACAAUAACAACGUGCCGGAGAAGCAGAACCGUGGGGGGUUCAAAGGGAUGAUGCAGAAAGUAAACCCCUUUAAGUCUCACACACAGACGCCAGGCAAGGAAUGUCAGACGGACUCUGCGGUUCCAAAUACAGCUUCUUCACUGAAGACGCAGGAGAACCAAGCUGUCCACAGCGAGCACUCCUCCAGCUCUGACAGCAUCGAUGACAGCGCCAUCGAGAGACGCACUAUUUGGUACACUGAUGCUGACGUCAGCUGUGAGGUGGAAAGCAAGCCAGCAGUAGCACCGAAGAGAAGAACCAUGACUUUCAGAAUAAAGAGGAUCCUGCCCACUGCGUUGUUGGGGUCCGGAUCAAAGGGCUCCUCAUCUGACACAGAGGCACCGCCCCAGGAAGUCGUGGAGGUUCAGACGCUGGAGAUGGCUGAGGUGCCGGUGCCCAGUGAAGGAGCGGCCCUGGACCCUCUAGAAGAUGAGGAAGGCCUUUUGUCGUGGUGGAGAACAGUAGAGGGCUGGGAUGAGUGGAAUGAGGCCAACGAGAACGAUGAACCUGAAGAAGUGGUGGAACAAGCAGCCGAUCGUGUCUUCAUGGCGGCUCGUCUUUUUGUUCGCUUCUUCAACCAACGUGGUGCCUCCCUCCAGCAGCGUAUCCUGGAGUUGCUGUCUUUGGCUGAUGCAGCAGACAUCUUCCAUAAGAAAACCGUCACAGCCAGUGUCGGUGGCGGCGUAGCCAGUGUUGCAGGGUCUAUCACUACCAUCACCGGGCUCAUUCUGGCGCCCUUCACUGCAGGAGCAUCGCUCAUCGUCACCGCUGUAGGCAUUGGUGUCGCUACGGCGGGUGGGAUUGCGUCUGCUUCAGCCAACAUCACCGACACAGUCUAUUCGAAGACGGACCGCAAGAAGGUGGAGAAGAUGAUCCACGACUACGAGGAGGAGAUAAAGGACAUCAAGGAUUGCCUGGAGUUUUUGCAGGAAGGGAUGGACACGCUUGAAGAGUGGAACUUUGAGAAGUACGCUGAGAGCAUUUCGAAGAAGCACCUUAACCAGAACGUCAAACAUGUAGUGAAGGAGGGCGGCCGGGCCGGCAAGGCUUUAGUGAUCAACACGGAGAGCCUGAUCAGUACAGUUCAGGUCCUCAGUGUUGCAGGGGGUGCUGCUAAAGCCGCCCAAGUGAUGAGCAUUACCACCGGAGUUAUGUCGGGUCUCUUUCUCGCUCUCGAUGUCUUCUUCCUGGCAAAGGACGGCAUGGAGCUCAAACAGGGAGCCAAGACAGAGUUUGCUGGUAAGAUUCGAGAUGUUUGUAAAGACCUGCAGGACGGGCUGCUGGAGCUGAACCGCAUCAAGGAAGAACUGCAGAAAACCAUCGAUGGGAUAGAGGUGGAGGUAGAUGAGGAGGAGGAUGAAGAGCUGUUGAAGUCUGAUCUGAAGAAACUUAUUGAGUUAGAAGAAUGAAGGAUAGUGAUUGGAAAACCAAAGCCUCGCUGUUUUAGAGGUGCUGUAUGCGACUCUGGGGGAACAUAGCUGAAUGGAGGUCGUCGUCAAAUACCGGCGCUCUGGGCUGGUAGUCAGACUGGAUUGCAAACCCAAAGUAUCAGUAUUUAACGACCUUGGACUAUGUUUCUCCAGACUUACAUACAGCACCUUUAAUCCCAAUGCCAAAAACAAUCACUAUUACUACUGUAUUGUUUCUCACAAGACCUAUUUUGUAGUAAAAUAGAUUUUAAAUAUUUAUUAGGUAUAUUUAUAAUAUAGGCAGUAAUUUUAAUUAUAUGUACAUUGUGUUUGCCCCAUGAACUGUCACUUUGUUUUGCAAUAAAAGUGGU
Messenger RNA from Epinephelus moara (kelp grouper), 2888 nucleotides. It is a transcript of the gene apold1b, whose product is annotated as apolipoprotein L domain containing 1b. Bases 289 to 2517 code for a protein of 742 amino acids. NCBI's taxonomy places the organism in Eukaryota, Metazoa, Chordata, Actinopteri, Perciformes, Serranidae. Gene Ontology annotation, molecular function: lipid binding. Gene Ontology annotation, cellular component: membrane; extracellular region. The transcript is spliced from 24 exons. The record is from RefSeq and is a predicted model, not a curated record. Gene Ontology annotation, biological process: lipoprotein metabolic process; lipid transport.